UUGGGCCCAAAAUUUAAACUCUCACAGAACCUCUCUGUCUCCCCCCACUUUUCUCCCACUGUGCGUCUGCCUCAUAUUUAUUUUCCAAUCUCAUUUCUCUACCAUAGAAACCCUACCAAAAACCCUAACCCUAAAAGUCUUUUUAAUUCAGCACCACCACCACCACCACCACAAGUAUGGCCAAAAAGAAGCUUACCCAUCAAUCUCAGCAUCCUAAACAACAAAACCCACAAGAUCAAAAUCCAAACUUGGCCCACCCACAAAAUUCGUCUAUGGAAGACCCUGAAGACAAGCUUCAAAAUUUGAAAUCUCUAAAUGCAAUGCUUCUAAAAGAGACUAUUGAACGUAGACAGCAAGUCGAGUCUUUGACGGAAGCUAAGAAAGUGUUAGAGAGUCAGUUGGGUUUGAUUGGUAAGGAAAAGAUGGAUUUGGAAAAUGAGCUGAGUGUAGUAAGUGAGGAGAGAGUGAGUCUGGAGAUAGAGAAGGGUUUGUUUCGUGUUUUUAUUGAGACCCAGGUGGAUGACAUGGGUUUUGUUGUUGAGAAGUUGGUGAAAGAGAAGGAAGAGAGAGAGAAUGAAAUUGGGCUCUUGAAGAAUGAAGUGAAUCAGUUGAUUGUUGAUGUUGAGAGUGAGAGAGAGAAAUUAAGCUUGGCUUGCAGAGAGAGGGAUGUACUUAGUAUUAAUCUUGAUAAUUGGAAGAAUGAAGCAAAUGCGUUGAAAAAGAAAGUGACUGACAUGGAGGAUAAGGAGAAAAAUGCUGAGGAGGAAAUUAUGAAAGUGAAGGUACAUUGUAGUCAGUUAAUUAAGCAAAAUCAGGAAAUAGAGAAACAGAUUGAGGAGGCUAAAAAGUUGAGAGAUUUGGCUGAGAUAAAAUUGGGAGAGAAAGUUAAAGAGUUGGAGGAUUUGAAUAGAGAUAUGGCGGAGAUUGUAGGGAAGAAUAAUGAAAUUGAAAGGGAGAAAGGUGGACAAAGGGUCAGAAUUAGUGAGUUGGAGAAAGAUGUUUCUAAUUUGAAUGAGAUUGUAUCGCGUUUGCGGAAGGAGGAGGAUGUUUUGCGUGGAACAGUCUUGGAGUUGGAGAAGAGUUAUGGUGAGGCGAUAGAAAAGGUGAAUGUAAUGGCAAUGGAGAUUGAUGCUUUGGCAGAAGAGAAGAAAGAGAUGGAAAGAACUAUUGAGAUGUUGAUGGAGGAAACAGAUUCUAGUGAGAAACUUGUGAAGAAUUUGAAUAUUGCAAUGAUGGACAAGGAUGGUUUGAUUGAGAAAUUGUUGAGACAGAAGAAAGAGAUUGAGGAUGUAAAAGUUAGCAAAGAGAGCGAAAUUGUGCAGUUGCAUAAGGAGUUGUGCGGAUUAAGAGAUGCUGUGUUUGUAACGCAGGACUCCAUAAAAAAUCAAGAAGACAAGAACAAGCAAUUGGUAACAGAAGUUAACCAUUAUCGAGAUGAAUAUGAGCAAGCGAGACUUGAGAGGGACAAUGCCCUGAGGAAUUUGGAUGAGGAGAAAAAGAAUGGCUUUAACUUGACGUCUAAAGUUCUGGAAAUGGAGAAGAUGAUAGAAGAGACUGUAAAAGAAUUUGCAAAGAUGAAGACCGAGUACGAGAAUCUGCUGGAGUUAAAGAAAGAAAUGGAGGGCCAAGUUAGUUCACUUAUGAAAGAAAAAGACAUGAUGCAAAAGAAUUUUCUGGAUGCAGAACGAGAAAUUGAUGCUUUGAGAACAAAACUGGAGUCAGUUGGCAUCAACUCUGAUAGAGCACUUGCCAUGUUGAAGAAAACUGUGGCAUUCGUCUGUCCAUCUAAUGAUGGAAAGGAAAAGGCUUCCAUUACAGAAAAGAAACUUGAUGGUGAAAUUGAACCAUUUGUAGCUGAGCUGGAAAUUAUCAAAAACGCAUUCAGAAACAGGGAGACAGUCGUAGAAGAGAUGAAACAGCAAGUAGAGUUCCUUCAGAACUCUGAGGCGGAGGCACAGAAGAAGAAGGGCAUUUGGGCUGUAGUGUCUUCGGCAACAACAUUUUUGGCUGCAGCCUCUCUUGCCUAUGCUGCUAGAAUGCGCUGACUGCCUUGGUAUUAUACGUCGACCUUUUAUUUAAGGGCAGCUUGCUUUUCGCUAUUAGGUUAAGUAAUACUUAUCAAGUUCUAACUGAGGUCAAAACGUCCUCAUUUUGGCACUCUCGUAACUUCAGCUUAAAAUAAUAAUGUUUUCCAAUUGAAGUUGUCACCUCUGAUGAAGCUUUUAACUGCUUUUUGUCUAUGAUAAGAAUCUAUUAUUCUA
Molecule: messenger RNA, 2261 nt
Organism: Ricinus communis (castor bean)
Lineage: Eukaryota; Viridiplantae; Streptophyta; Magnoliopsida; Malpighiales; Euphorbiaceae
Product: myosin-7
Exons: 1
Coding region: 177-2045 (622 amino acids)
Source: RefSeq, a predicted model, not a curated record